AUGGCUUUCGUACAUCCCGAUCGCGCGAAGAACGUAGGAGACGCAAGGGCGCAGGCUGGACGCGCGACCUCAGUCAGAGGACGUGCUGGAGACUUGGCACCUGCGCAAGGAAGGAACAGGAGGAGGAAGUGGGAAGACACUCAAGAUGAGCAGUAUUCAAUGGCUGGGGGUGAGGUCCAGGCACCGGACGAAAGGCCCGAGCAUGCACAAGGGCCAGGAAAGAAGGCGAAAUUCGAGCAUACCCGCCCGCCGCGUCCGAGCGUGUUCGACGCCGACCGCAACAAACGACCGAAAGUGGAAGCGCCAGUACCUCCCAAAAAGAAUGACCAUCGAAAGAAAGAUUCAGGGCGGCGCAAGGAUCAACUAGAUAAGGCACUUCAACUCGCCCCGAAAUAUCCAGACCUCCAAGAUAUCGACGCAUGGCGGAAACUAGCUCAGACGAACGAGCGGAGUUGGCAAGCAGAGGACGCUUUUGUAUAUCGGCAUCUGCGUUUCGACCAGUGUCCUAAAGGGCUGGCGUUCAAAGAGUGGAGGAUCAGAGUGCAUCGAGAGAUGGAGGGGUUGGGCUUGGAACAUCCAUUUCUAGGGCCGCAUACCAAGCAUGCACCUGAGGAUGAGAUCAAUAAGGAGAGUGUGGCGGGGGUAACAGAAGCGACGGUCGUGACAGCGCAGAAAGAAGAAGAGAGCAAAAGGCGCGUGGAAAUGGAGAGGAUGGUUGCGGAUGACGGGUUUGACAUUGACAUCUACGGUGACGAAGAGACGAGGAGGAAGUAUGAGCCGUGGAUCAGGAGCCGGAUGGAUCGAGUGUAG
This is a messenger RNA of Alternaria viburni, 810 nucleotides long. RefSeq lists its product as uncharacterized. The record is from RefSeq and is a predicted model, not a curated record. Bases 1 to 810 code for a protein of 269 amino acids. Lineage: Eukaryota; Fungi; Ascomycota; Dothideomycetes; Pleosporales; Pleosporaceae. The transcript has 2 exons.